Molecule: messenger RNA, 1460 nt
Organism: Syngnathoides biaculeatus (alligator pipefish)
Lineage: Eukaryota; Metazoa; Chordata; Actinopteri; Syngnathiformes; Syngnathidae
Gene: imp4
Product: IMP U3 small nucleolar ribonucleoprotein 4
Exons: 9
Coding region: 379-1254 (291 amino acids)
Biological process (GO): rRNA processing
Cellular component (GO): small-subunit processome; nucleolus; Mpp10 complex
Molecular function (GO): rRNA primary transcript binding; snoRNA binding
Source: RefSeq, a predicted model, not a curated record
CAAUUGAGCAAGUUCGGAUGUCCAUGCCGUUAAAGGGAUCGUCAACCUCCCCAAUAUGGCCCCCACUUAAACACGGCCGAUAAUUAACAUUCAGAGUACAUCGAACCUCAAAGUCAUAGUUUCCCUCAAAUUUAUUGUAUGUGGUACUACAGAUGUGUCGUGUUAGCGGAUUAAAAAAAUAGACGCAUUAUAUAAUACGUGGAACGUUUAAGGAAUUUUACUAAAUGUCCCUCUUAUUUUGGAAUCCUUUUCCAUUGUUUAGUAUUAAACGUUGCUAUUGGUCCCAACCUUGGCCAAUAAAGAUCACUGUUGUAAAUCCGACUCUGCGUUCCAUGUGGAAACUUGGUACUAGCAGAAGCGAGCUCCAAAAGCAAAACCAUGCUUCGUCGAGAAGUGAGACUGCGGCGGGAGUACUUGUACAGAAAGGCACAAGAAGACAGGCUCCGAACAAUUGAAGAAAAGAAACAGAAGCUGAAGGGUGCUCUCGAUGAAAACUGUCUGCUUCCAACUGAUGUACGCAAAGAUGCAUUGCACCUCCAGAAACUUCUGGAGUAUGAUGAUGAUGGCGCAGAGGGUGUUGGCUCACAUAUGGAUGAUGAAUACAAAUGGGCUGGAGUUGAAGAUCCAAAAGUGAUGGUCACCACUUCUAGAGACCCUAGUUCUAGGCUCAAAAUGUUUGCUAAGGAGGUAAAGUUGAUGUUUCCUGGAGCUCAACGCAUGAACAGGGGAAACCAUGAGAUUGCUACACUGGUGCGAGCCUGCAAAGCCAACAACGUUACUGACCUUGUGAUCAUCCAUGAAACCCGAGGACAGCCAGAUGGCCUAGUGGUAUCCCACCUGCCAUUUGGACCCACAUCUUAUUUCACUCUUUAUAAUGUGGUAAUGAGGCACGAUGUCCCAGACAUAGGCACCAUGUCUGAGGCUAACCCUCAUCUCAUCUUUCACAACUUUACCUCACGGCUUGGCAAGCGGGUAUCCAAUAUCCUCAAGUAUCUUUUUCCAGUGCCAAAAGAUGACAGUAAACGUAUAAUCACAUUUGCCAACCAAGAGGACUUCAUCUCUUUCAGACAUCACACCUACAAGAAAAAAGACCACAAGAAUAUAGAACUGACAGAAGUGGGCCCCAGGUUUGAAAUGAAGUUAUAUAUGAUCAAACUCGGCACCCUGGAAAAUGAGGACACAGCAGAUGUUGAGUGGCGACAUCACGCGUAUAUGCGCACAUCGAAGAAAAGAAGGUUUCUCAGUGUUGAAUAGAUUUACAUCUUCAAUAUAAUCCAACUUUUAUAAAAUGUUAUAUCGAAUAACUUUCAUUAGCACAACCAUUAAAAACUGUACAAUUACAUUAUGUCCACUGUAGAUGUCAGUAUUUGGUAAUAGAUGCGUAGCUAUUCAUGUUUGCUCACAUCUGUUUCAUAUACUAAGGUUUUUUUUUUUUUUAAGUAAUAAAAUGCCUUGCCCAA